Molecule: messenger RNA, 2616 nt
Organism: Thlaspi arvense
Lineage: Eukaryota; Viridiplantae; Streptophyta; Magnoliopsida; Brassicales; Brassicaceae
Source: the annotation of a GenBank genome assembly
AUAAAGUAUAAAUGUACCCUUUCCCGUCCAACGCAGCAAAAAAAAAAAGUCUCCUCUGUCUCUUCCCCUUUGUUGUCCUUCUGAGCCUGGAAGCGAUGACCAUGACAGCAUUUCUCGCGAGACGUCUUGUCGGUAACCGAUCGAGCCAGAUUCUCGGGACUUGUGGUUCUAGCUCCGGUGCGCUCAUUUCCGCCACUAGGGCUUUCUCCUCCUUCACCACUCCGAUCAAAGCAACUCUCUUCCCUGGCGAUGGGAUCGGUCCCGAGAUCGCUGAAUCUGUCAAACAGGUGUUUACUGCCGCUGAUGUGGCCAUUGAAUGGGACGAGCACUAUGUGAGUACUGAAGUAGAUCCCAGAACCAACAGUUUCUUGACAUGGGAAAGUCUUCAAUCUGUGCGUCGGAACAAGGUUGGCUUGAAAGGACCAAUGGCAACGCCGAUUGGGAAGGGUCACCGUUCCUUGAACCUUACCCUUAGGAAAGAGCUGAAUCUGUACGCCAAUGUUCGUCCUUGCUACAGCCUCCCUGGGUACAAAACCCGUUACGAUGACGUUGAUCUCAUUACCAUCCGUGAAAACACGGAAGGAGAGUACAGUGGGCUUGAACACCAGGUCGUUAAAGGUGUGGUGGAAAGUAUUAAAAUUAUUACCCGUAAGGCGAGUAUGAGAGUUGCGGAGUAUGCUUUUCUCUAUGCCAAGACUCACGGAAGGAAGAAAGUUUCUGCAAUUCACAAAGCCAACAUUAUGCAGAAAACUGAUGGUCUAUUCCUGCAGUGCUGUGAUGAGGUUGCUGAGAAGUAUCCUGAGAUAUAUUACGAGAAGGUUGUUAUUGACAAUUGCUGUAUGAUGCUUGUGAAAAACCCAGCACUUUUUGAUGUCUUGGUGAUGCCAAACCUCUAUGGAGAUAUUAUCAGCGAUUUGUGUGCCGGGCUAGUUGGGGGACUAGGAUUGACUCCAAGUUGUAAUAUCGGGGAGGAUGGUAUUGCCCUUGCUGAAGCUGUUCACGGCUCUGCACCUGAUAUUGCUGGAAAGAACCUGGCGAACCCGACAGCUUUGCUUCUGAGCGGAGUGAUGAUGUUACGGCACCUGAAGCUCAACAAGCAAGCGGAGCAAAUACACAGCGCCAUCAUCAACACAAUAGCCGAGGGAAAGUAUAGAACCGCUGAUCUCGGAGUUCUUGCACAGCUAUUUACUUGUGCCUUGAGGGGUAAGAUUCAUAACACAGGGCGGAUAUACGGAUGUUUGAAGAAUCCAUCAACAGGUUUUGUUGACACAUCUGAAUCUCUUUCCUUUCAUCUUACCCUCUUCUCGAAAUCCUUCACGUCAUCAUCAUCCAUGGCUUCCUCUGAUUUCGAUGGAAUCCUUUUGGGAAUGGGAAACCCACUCCUCGACGUCUCUGCCGUCGUCGACCAAGAGUUUCUCAACAAAUACGACAUCAAGUUGAACAAUGCGAUUCUCGCAGAGGACAAACAUUUGCCCAUGUACGAUGAAAUGAGCAAGAAGUUCAAUGUCGAAUACAUUGCUGGAGGUGCUACUCAGAACUCAAUCAAAGUGGCCCAGUGGAUGCUUCAAAUCCCUGGGGCAACCAGUUACAUGGGAUCCAUUGGAAAGGACAAAUACGGAGAGGCAAUGAAGAAGGAUGCUACAGCAGCUGGUGUCAAUGUCCACUAUUACGAAGAUGAGUCAACACCUACAGGAACUUGCGGUGUCUGUGUUUUGGGUGGAGAAAGGUCUCUUAUCGCGAAUCUUUCUGCUGCAAAUUGCUACAAGGUUGAGCACUUAAAGAAGCCUGAGAACUGGGCUCUGGUUGAGAAGGCCAAGUUCUACUACAUUGCUGGGUUCUUCCUCACGGUAUCACCAGAAUCCAUUCAGUUGGUACGUGAACAUGCGGCUGCAAACAACAAGGUGUUCACGAUGAACCUCUCUGCUCCAUUCAUCUGUGAAUUCUUCAAAGACGUACAGGAGAAGUGUCUGCCGUACAUGGACUACGUGUUUGGCAAUGAGACCGAGGCAAGAACCUUCUCCAAGGUUCACGGCUGGGAGACCGAUGAUGUUGAGCAAAUAGCCAUCAAGAUCUCCCAGUUGCCGAAAGCCACCGGAACAUACAAGAGGACUACUGUGAUUACACAAGGCGCAGAUCCCGUGGUUGUCGCCGAGGAUGGAAAGGUGAAGAAGUACCCAGUCAUCCCUCUCCCCAAGGAGAAGCUCGUUGACACCAACGGUGCAGGUGAUGCGUUUGUGGGAGGGUUUCUUUCGCAGUUGGUGCACGGAAAGGCGAUCGAGGAGUGCGUGAGAGCGGGAUGCUACGCUUCAAACGUAGUGAUCCAGAGGUCUGGCUGCACUUACCCUGAGAAACCAGACUUGAACUAAAACUAAAAAGUCUCUAAAAUUAUCAUCCUUUUAGUUUUAUCCCCUAUUGAGAUUUUGGUGAUAUAUAUUAUAUGCGUCCCAAAUAAACAAACACCAUUAUUGUUUGCUUGUAUCUGCUUUUGAGGCUUUGAGUUAUUGAGUGUUAUUUUUGUUAUCAUCACCCCUUUUAAUCAGAAUCUUUAGUAGUUAAUAAUAAAAUAUAUAUUAUUAUUACUAUAAGAGUAUAUGAUAAAACAAAAUGUUCAUGGCU